Molecule: messenger RNA, 2226 nt
Organism: Dermacentor silvarum
Lineage: Eukaryota; Metazoa; Arthropoda; Arachnida; Ixodida; Ixodidae
Gene: Cnep1r2
Product: nuclear envelope phosphatase-regulatory subunit 1-like
Exons: 6
Coding region: 230-610 (126 amino acids)
Cellular component (GO): Nem1-Spo7 phosphatase complex; cytoplasm
Source: RefSeq, a predicted model, not a curated record
AGCGAGUCGCUGGGUACGCUGGGAGAGUACAGGCAGCGACUGGCAGGUAGUUGUAUGUAGUAUGUAUGCGUACUCAACAAACUAAGCACGCUAUUCUAUGGUCAUUGCGGUGGUCUUGCUUGAGGACGUGUAGUGCGAGCGUGUGGACAUGUGUGUUCAUUCUCCCGUGGCUUUGUUGUGAAAAGGCUGCCACUUUUUCUGAGGUGCGCCGCUUGCUGAAACGCUCAGUAUGUCACUUGAACAAACAGCUUGUGAGGAUCUCAAAGCCUUCGAACGGCGGCUAACGGAGGUGAUCGGUUACCUGAACCCUCAGACGAAGCGUUGGAGAAUUAUUCUCUUCAUAAGCUCGAUCUGCACGGCGAUAGGUGCUUGGCAGUGGUUGAUGGACCCGGUCACAUCACAGGCCACAUUUGUGCAGUCGUUGAUGAACCACAUGUUCUUCACCAUCAGCAGCAUCAUCUUAGUCAUCCUGUUUUUGAUGGGCAUUCAUAAAAGGGUGGUCACUCCAUCCAUCAUUGUUUCAAGGGUGCGAAAUGUUCUGUCUGACUUCAACAUGUCCUGUGAUGAUGGUGGGAGGCUGAUUCUACGUCCAAGACCAACAACAUCAUGAUGAAGGAGUGACUCUGUCCUUAAUGGGGCAGAUCUCAAGGCUGUGGUCAUACUUAGACCUUAAAUGACUCUCGUCCUAUUUCCGUGAAAUUUCUUCAUUAAAUGUCUCCACAGUUCUUUAACUCCAGCUCAAGAGCAUUCUUAUAAACGCACGUGCACCAGUAUGGGAUACAGCAGCAAUUUUGACUGGAUGGACACUGCCAACUGUUGUGCUCAUUUCUGCAAGCAAUUUGUUGAGCUCUGACUGAACUUCACAAAAUGUCCUUCAUGAAUUCAACUAUAGUGCUGCAACUGCUGUGACUGAGUGUUAAAUGUUGCUUACUGUGCUUUCUCUCCCACUCCUUUUCUUUUUUGUUAAUAGUCUGUGUUAAUGACACUCUUGUUGGCUCCUUUUUUCAUAGUACUAUAUUGUCUACACCUCCACUGUCCUGUGCCUUUUAUUGUCAUUUUAUUUUUGACUUGCUGUCAAAUGUGUAUGCUAAGGUCUCGUACGUGUGAGAAUAUUCUGUUAAAUUAAAACCUCAUUGUUCUCACUUGAAUUUUUACUUUUGUACCAUGGGAAUGAUUCUUUCUGAGUGCUUUUAGCAGAUUUGUUGAGAAAGUUAGAAAAGCGUAUGAAGCUAUGGGAAUUGUUAUAGAUUAAUAAAGUGCUAUAGGCACCUUUCGUCUCAUGGUGUAAACAAUUACUAUUUCCAAAAGCUACAUACAGUGUACAGAAAUAUUUAUGAGCUAGUAUUGGAACAGUAACCAACAUCUGGUUUGUUUCGUAAUAUUGCACCACAUGUUCAUUUUUAUUCAAGGUUAGUAGAAAAAUAGGCAGCCUGUCUUGUCUCGUAAGCUAGAUAACAUAAAAUGUUUUGCAGGAGACAGCUUACCAUAUUUACAUCACUACUUGCUGACCCUUCCCGUGUAUUUGCAUAUUAUGAAUAGAAUUGCCACUGUGGGAAAGCAAAACAAUUUUUUAUGCUUUUAUCACAUGUUUAUUGCUGUAAUGAUUAUGCCACAUGCUUUAUAGACCUGUGUUCCUCAGAACACGUUUUCUGGGGAAAGUCCCUAUGUAGAAUACACUUUCCUGGCAAGUAAACAUCUGCUGUGAAAUCUUCAUUUACUAUUUUCUCUUGCCUUUUUUGACAACCAGCAUCAGUAAUGCCAAGUCUUUAAUAUACCUUUUAUUACUCAGAAAUAGGGAACUACAAUAAUGGUGAAAGUGUUCAGGCCUGUGGCAUGGGCAUUAUGGGUGCGAUCACUUGAUAUCAAUUGAGAGCUUAUCUAUUCUUCAGGAAGAUAUAUCUUUAGCAAUAAGGCAAGCAAGUAGAUCUCCAGCAGAACAGAAUUGCAUUACUCUUUUCUGAAAACUAACAUUUCUUUCGAAUUGCUGACCCUGGUGAUAUGCGUGCAAAGUGCUGCCUGCCACUGCAAGGCAAGCUGCUACCUUAAACUAAAAUCUUGCAUGCCCACAUAUCUGUCAGCAAUGUGCCCUCAAUUAUCUAACUUUUGACCUCGUUCAAGCAUCUUUGCAAAUUUGCAUAGAAGGGUAUUCUGACUUGUGGCAGCUUACAUUGAUGGAUUCUUUGGUGCACAUUUAUUUGCAAUGCUUGGGGUUUUUUUUUUUUUCUU